AUGGUCUUAGUUGCUGAUUUACUACACCCUCUCCCUCAAACCGAAGCUGGCAUGCACAAAUUGAAGAAGUUGGUGCAAGCCCCGGAGUCUUACUUCAUGGACGUCAAGUGUCCCGGCUGUAUGAGCAUCACCACCGUGUUCUCCCAUGCUCAGACUCCGGUCAACUGCGAACAGUGCGCCACCAUCUUGUGUCGGCCAUCCGCCGGCAGGGCCGAAUUGGCCGAAGGCUGCUCUUUCAGAAGAAAGUAA
Babjeviella inositovora NRRL Y-12698 is the source of this 249-nucleotide messenger RNA. RefSeq names its product 40S ribosomal protein eS27. NCBI's taxonomy places the organism in Eukaryota, Fungi, Ascomycota, Pichiomycetes, Serinales. Gene Ontology annotation, cellular component: ribosome; cytosolic small ribosomal subunit. The coding region runs from base 1 to 249 and encodes 82 amino acids. Gene Ontology annotation, molecular function: structural constituent of ribosome; RNA binding. The record is from RefSeq and is a predicted model, not a curated record. Gene Ontology annotation, biological process: ribosomal small subunit assembly; translation. The transcript has a single exon.